Molecule: messenger RNA, 1239 nt
Organism: Oppiella nova
Lineage: Eukaryota; Metazoa; Arthropoda; Arachnida; Sarcoptiformes; Oppiidae
Source: the annotation of a GenBank genome assembly
AUGUCCAAUAGUCAUAAGAUUAUCACUAAUAAGGAGUUAAAAGACGCCGCGUUUGGAGUGAUAAGUCUCGUCAGUACUUAUGAUUUGGAUAUCAAGUCAUUAGCGAAUGGAUUCAUUAGAUCUAAGACCAGUUCCGGUGCUGAAGUGAUUUCAAAUGAAAAUCAGGCCUUAAAUGCUUUCGAUUGCUAUUUGAUUGGAAAACAAACGGUGGAUAACAAGGAGUACUUGAAUGCAAAGCAAUGGUUGACAGAAGCGGUCGAUAGGUUGGAUGACGUGACCAGCGAUGAGAUAAUUGCAGACAUUUUUAAUUAUCUGUCGUUUUGUGAACUGAAAAUUGGAAAACCAAGUGAAGCCCAAAAAUAUGGGAGACUGUCGCCCGCUAUAAAGCCAGACAUCGAGACAAAUGAGUUGAUAUCAGAGAUCAAAGUGUUUAACGACACGAAUAGCACUUCUUCUGGUGUUAGAGAUAAACCUAUUUAUCGUUUAUCUAAAAAUGUAUACGAAUUAUGUCGAGGAGAAACACUUAUGAAUGACUCGAUUGUCUCGAAACUCAAGUGUUUUCACUUAAACACAACGAAAACACCGUUUUUACGGUUGACUCGCAUUCAAGUGGAAGAGAUGUACAAAAGUCCGCAAAUCGUUGUAAUCCAUGAAUUUCUGUCGGAAUCCGAGACACAAACUAUGAUCUCUUUGUCUGAGCCAUCAAUUGACAGGUUAUACGUCUCGGGAAAAGAUGGUAAACUGGAUGUCAAUGGAGUUAACAGCCGACUGGCGAAGGGUGGUUGGCUUUAUCACAAACAACACAAACGCGUGGACACAAUCAGCCGACGUAUCGGUGCCAUCACUGGCCUUAACAUGGAAGUCGCCGAACCAUACAAUGUUAUUAAGUAUAGUGUCGGCGGGUUUUAUGACUACCACUUCGACACACCUAACAGUUCAAACCCAUUCAACCAUUCGGCGCGCAUAGUCACGUGGAUCAACUACCUGAGCGAUGUGGGCGCCGGUGGGGCCACAGUAUUCACACGUCUCAAUGUGACCGUACGGCCCACAAAAUACUCGGCACUAUUUUGGCACAAUUUGCACAAAUCAGGUCAACUCGAUAGACAGACACUGCACAGCGGGUGUCCAGUACUGGUGGGACACAAAUGGAUUGCCACCAAAUGGAUCCGAUUCGAGGGACAGGAGUUUCACAAACCAUGCGAUCCCUACGAUCAACAAUCACGUCAUUUCAUUCAAUGA